Drosophila mojavensis is the source of this 7277-nucleotide messenger RNA. RefSeq names its product latrophilin Cirl (gene Cirl). Gene Ontology annotation, cellular component: membrane. Gene Ontology annotation, biological process: adenylate cyclase-activating G protein-coupled receptor signaling pathway; cell surface receptor signaling pathway. NCBI's taxonomy places the organism in Eukaryota, Metazoa, Arthropoda, Insecta, Diptera, Drosophilidae. Gene Ontology annotation, molecular function: G protein-coupled receptor activity; carbohydrate binding. The record is from RefSeq and is a predicted model, not a curated record. The coding region runs from base 250 to 5244 and encodes 1664 amino acids. The transcript is spliced from 11 exons.
AUAAACUCGUGCAAGAGUUGAUAGCCAGACAAGAGCGAUGACAGCUGACGAGGGCUGACCCGAAAGUUCAGUGAGCUGUGCCUGGCAGGAUUUGCGCCCAAAUAUCAAACUGCAUACGCCUGCGAAGGUAAGCAACUGACCAUCGAAUGCGAACCGGGUGACCUAAUCAACCUGAUACGAGCCAACUACGGCCGCUUCUCGAUCACCAUAUGCAAUGAUCAUGGCAACGUUGAGUGGAGCGUCAAUUGUAUGUUUCCCAAAAGUCUCACCGUGCUGAACUCAAAAUGCUCGCACAAGCAGAGCUGCAGUGUUCUGGCAGCCACCAGCAUGUUCGGUGACCCCUGUCCUGGCACACACAAAUAUUUGGAGGCGCAUUAUCAAUGCAUUUCGGCGGCACAGACGUCGACGACCACAAAUAGGCCAAGUCCCCCACCGUGGGUGCUUAGCAACGGACCGCCCAUCUUUGGCAAUGGUAGCGGUCUGAUACAAGUACCGCCACCCCUACCACCGCGUCUGCCCAGCCUGCCUGGCGUUGUGGGCAUUCAUGGCAUCAAUGCAGUGCAGCCCACACAUUCGACGCCCAGCAGCAGCACAGCUGCGCUGCCUGGAGGCCGACUCAAGGGCGUUACUAGCGCAACUACCAAGCAUCCAGGUGGUCGGCACGAUGGCCUGCCGCCCCCACCUCAAUUGCAUCAUCAUCACCAUCACACGGACGAGACCGUACCCACCAAACCUAGCAGCAGUAGCAGCAGCAACAGCGGCAGCGCUGGCAAUGUUACAUCUCCAUCCAAUACGCGGAUAUUGACGGGCGUCGGUGGUGCUGGCAGCGAUGAUGGCACGUUGCUCACAACCAAGAGUUCUCCGAAUCGCACUCCAGGCACAACUGCCAGUGCGGCCAACAACAGCGUUAACAUCGGUGGUGCUGGUACUGGCAGUGUGGUGCGCACCAUAAACAACAUCAAUUUGAAUGCGGCUGGCAUGGGCACAGAUGAUGAGUCCAAAUUGUUUUGCGGUGCCAUGCAUGCGCGCAAUCUGUUCUGGAACAUGACGCGCGUGGGCGACGUUAAUGUCCAGCCGUGUCCAGGCGGUGCUGCUGGCAUUGCCAAGUGGCGUUGUGUCCUGAUGAAACGUUUGCCCGACUCGGGCGACGAUGAAUACGACGAUGAUUUGCCAGCUGCCAGCAGCACAACACCCCAACCGUCCAACAACGGAGGCGAUUGCGUGCACAACAGCAGCAGCUGCGAGCCGCCAGUUAGCAUGGCACAUAAGGUCAACCAACGCCUUCGCAACUUUGAGCCCACGUGGCAUCCACUCACCCCAGACUUGACACAAUGCCGGAGUCUUUGGCUAAACAGCCUCGAGAUGCGUGUUAACCAACGCGAUUCGUCUUUGACGUCGAUCGCCAACGACCUAUCGGAGGUGACCAGCAGCAAGACGCUCUAUGGCGGCGACAUGCUCGUCACCACCAAGAUCAUACAAACCAUGUCUGAGAAGAUGCUGCACGAUAAGGAAACCUUUCCCGAUCAGCGACAGCGCGAAGCUAUCAUUAUGGAGUUGCUGCAUGGCGUUGUCAAAACGGGCUCCAAUUUACUAGACGAAUCGCAACUGUCCUCUUGGCUAGAUCUCAAUCCGGAGGAUCAGAUGCGAGUGGCCACCUCUCUGCUAACUGGUCUUGAGUACAAUGCCUUUCUGCUGGCCGAUACGAUCAUCAGGGAGCGCAACGUCGUACAGAAGGUCAAGAAUAUAUUGCUCUCUGUUCGCGUAUUGGAAACAAAAACAAUUCACGGCAGUGUCGUAUUUCCCGACUCUGAUCAAUGGCCGCUUAGCUCCGAUCGCAUUGAGUUGCCACGCACAGCUCUCCUCGAGAAUAGCGAAGGUGGUUUGGUGCGCAUUGUAUUCGCAGCGUUUGAUCGACUCGAAUCCAUACUAAAGCCCAGCUACGAUCAUUUCGAUUUAAAAAGUGCACGUAGCUAUGUGCGAAAUACAGCUAUUUUAUCGAAUGACAGUGAUGCAGCUACUGGAGACAUGCAGCAACGCAUUCGCAUACUCAACAGCAAGGUGAUCUCGGCCAGCUUGGGCAAGGGCCGACAUAUACAACUCUCGCAGCCGAUCACACUAGUGCUAAAGCACUUGAAAACCGAGAAUGUCAGCAAUCCCACCUGUGUCUUUUGGAACUAUAUUGACCAUGCCUGGUCGGCCAAUGGCUGCAGUCUCGAGUCGACGAAUCGCACGCACAGCGUCUGCAGCUGCAAUCAUUUGACAAAUUUUGCCAUACUUAUGGAUGUUGUCGAUGAGCAUCAGCACUCGCUGUUCACCAUGUUCGAUGGCAAUAUGCGUAUAUUUAUCUAUAUUAGCGUUGCGAUUUGCGUGGUUUUCAUCAUCAUUGCGCUGCUCACGCUGAAGCUCUUCAAUGGCGUCUUCGUUAAGUCUGCUCGCACCUCGAUCUAUAGCAGCAUUUACAUUUGCCUGCUGGCCAUUGAGCUGCUCUUUCUGCUGGGAAUUGAACAGACCGAAACAAGCAUAUUUUGUGGGUUCAUAACCGUCUUUCUGCACUGUGCCAUACUCUCGGGCACCGCCUGGUUUUGCUAUGAAGCCUUCCAUUCGUACUCCACGCUCACCUCCGAUGAGCUGCUGCUGGAAGUGGAUCAAACGCCAAAGGUGAACUGCUAUUAUCUGUUGUCCUACGGCCUCUCACUCAGUGUGGUGGCCAUUUCGCUGGUAAUCGAUCCCAGUACAUAUACGCAAAACGAUUACUGUGUCCUCAUGGAAGCCAAUGCGCUCUUUUAUUCCACCUUUGUGGCGCCCGUCUUGAUAUUCUUUGUGGCGGCUAUUACCUAUACCUUUUUGUCGUGGAUCAUCAUGCGUCGCAAGAGUCGAACUGCCCUGAAGACCAAGGAGCACACGCGAUUAGCCAAUGUGCGGUUCGACAUACGCUGCUCGUUUGUCUUUCUAUUGCUGCUUAGCGUCGUUUGGUGCUGUGCCUACUUCUACUUGCGUGGCGCAAAGCUAGACGAGGACGGCGCUCCUAUCUACGGCUACUGCUUCAUCUGUUUCAACACACUGCUAGGCAUCUAUAUAUUCGUAUUCCAUUGCAUACAGAACGAGAAAAUUCGACGAGAAUAUCGCAAAUACGUGCGCCAACAUGCCUGGCUGCCGAAAUGCCUGCGUUGCUCGAAGACAUCCAUCUCCUCGGGUGUGGUGGCUGGUAAUGGCGGCCCAGGAGUCGGAAAUACUGCCAAUCAGUCUGCCGGCACACUCUCCAAAUCAAAGUCGAAAUUGCCGCUGGGCGCGGGCGACGAAGCUCGCGAUGGGGAUGCACAGCAGCAGCAACACGAUCUGCCAGCUGCCGAGGAUGCCAUCAUUAUGGGCGCUGGCUCUGACUGUGAGCUAAACGAAGCGCAGCAGCGUCGCACACUCAAGAGCGGACUCUUAACGGGCAGCUUGCAGCCAGCUCCAGUUGGAGCGGUUGUGCUCGAGCGGAACACGUUGCGUUCCACUGGAAUGGCUAGCGUGGGGCAUGCAUCGCCAACCAGCUCAGCUGGUUCCACGCACUUGAUCUUUGCACACAAGCAACAACAGCAGCAGCAGCAGCAGUUGCAGCAACCGGGCGAAACGUACUAUCAUCAGCCAGACUACUACAGCUGGAAACAUCCGCCGGGAGGUCAACGUGAAUACUAUAACAAUGCUGGCGGUGCAGUUGGAGCAGCUGUGGGUGGAGUAGGAGGCGCCUCGCCGCAGCAAGCGCAUGAGGUAUUUUAUUGGACACAGAAACAUAACAACCAGCACGGCAAGAAAAAGCGCGGAGGCGGGGCCGGAGCUGUGCCCGCCUCUCCUAGCGGAUCUCUUCACAGUCGUGCCACGGCCACCUCGCAGGUUUUGUUUUACCCAUCGUAUAAGAAGACCACCGGCAUGAAACAGGGUCCGCCACCACAACAAGCGUAUCCACACUAUGCUGAGGCCCUGGACCCACCCAAUGCAGCUUACUACCAGCAGCAGCUACAGCAACAACAGUUGCGCCAGCAACGCCAACAGCAGCAACAACAGCUAUCCUCGGAUGAGGAGCAGGCGGAACAGCAUGCACACCUAUUGCACUUGCAGCACCAGCAGAGACGUGUGGGUGGACAGCAAUUGCCAGCGCCGCCGCCGCACAUGGCGCAGUACCAACAGGAGUUGUUAGCACAACAACAACGCCAACAGUAUAGAAAUAAGCAUUCCAACUGUGAUCUUAGCCAGGGCAUGGGCUUAGGAAUAAACAUGGGCAUGGGCCAUGGCGAUGCCUAUUACAAUCAAGGCGGCAGCAGCAAUGGCGGCGGCGAUGCUGGUGGGCCUGUCUACGAGGAGAUUCUGAGUAACCGAAACUCGGAUGUGCAGCACUAUGAAGUGGGCGACUUUGAUGUGGAUGAAGUGUAUAACAACAGCGUUGGCACGGGGGUCUUCAACAAUAUGCGCGCCGCAGUAGCUGCCGGAGGAAGUCGCUAUGGUGGUGGCAGUCUAAGCGGAGGCAGUGUUACCUCCAGAAGUCAACAGCAGCAGCAGCAGCAACUGAAGCAGAAGCAGCCGCCACGACGUUGUGCAGCGGAUGAUGAUGAUGACGAUGACGAUGAUGAUGAUGAGUAUGAUGACGAGGUGACAGCAGCGGAACAGCUGCACGACAGCGUCUGUGAUGAUGAGGAUAAUGAGAGCGAUAUUGAUGAUGAUACGCACGGAUUGCCACCUCAAAGUGAUGAGCGAAUGCGUCGCCUAAUGGCGCUCCAAGACGAGGAUUUUAAACGGCGGUUUCAACGCCAGCAGAGAAAGAAUGGUAUGCCCCUUGAUUAUGGAGCAUCGGUCCAAUCUGCAGCAGCAGCCCACCCAGACCACAAUGGCGCGGUUUUUGGGGUUAGCGGCGGCGUUGGUGAGGGCUCCAUGCGUGGCGCAUACCGGCAGCAACAGACUGCCAAGUCGCCGAACGCACGCUUGGCGGUAAAUGAGCUGUUUGGCCAUGGUAAUGCAGGACCGCCGCUGCCACCGGCCAAUCAGACGCCAGCACAGAAGCGUCAGCAGUUACAAAAACUAUCACCACAGUCCACAACAUCAUCGUCGUCGCACACAUCGCACAGCAAUCCCCAGCAUGCUCCUGCACACCAUCUCCAACACCAUCACACUCAACAACAACAGCAGCAGCAGCAACAGGCUCGUCACCUAUCAGCCAUGUUGGAUGAGAAUAAUACCGUGCGCUGCUAUCUGGAACCGUUGGCUAAGUAAGCAGAGUAGCAAGGAAUAGUAGCCAAUAGCAUCAGCAGCAGCAGCAGCAGCAGCCCUCCACACCUUGCAUGGCAGGCAGCAGCCGAUCGUUGUCUUAGGCAAAAAUUGUAGCUUAGGUUUAGCUAUACCUCUAGUAUUAGUCAUUAGUCGAAAUAUGGAGCAUUGUGUGAAACAACAUGCUGUCAUGUCAUGCUAUACGUGCAGUGAUUCGAGAAUCCCAAAACUUUAUAUGUAUAUGUAACUCAAUUAGACCAUAGGCUAAACAACCAAGCAACCAACCAACAAACCAAGCAACCAAUGCGGAGCAAAACAAAUGCAAUAUGCUAAUGAAAUGGAUAUUGUCGAUGCUCACAAUUUAUACCAACUCGAUAUAUAAAUGUAUGUACUGUAUGUAUAUGUAUAAUGUAAUAUGUAAUGUAUAACGUAUGUGAAGCGCAUACAGGUCACCCACAUGCCAUUUUUAAGUAGGAUACCAAUAGCAUUACACCAUAUGUGUAUAUGUGUGUAAGAUCUGAGAACUGUAUGUAAAUGAUAUUUAGGGCGAGCAUAUUAUAUAUUUUAUGUAAUUUAUAAGGCAUAUAUAUUGUUUAUUUGAUUUUUUGCUAAUUAAUAUUUUUUAAGAAAACUUUUGUUUGUUUUGGCAAUAUUUUUUAUUCAGACACAGACUGUGUUUUUAUUGCUGAAGAUUUGUUUUCAAAUUUAUGGCAACAAAAACGUGUAUUUGGCUUUCAUUGAACGUGCUGUAAAUUAAGCUUAGGUGCACGAAAACUCGUUUCAAACGCUGAAAUGUAAACAAUUCUUUUGCAGAUUUGAAAAUGAUUUAACUUAUUCAAUUUUUUGCCAUUUGUUAUUGCAUUUCUUUUGAACUUACUUUAAGGGAACCAGCAAAGCAUUUCAAGUGUAAAUUUUCAUCAAUAUGCUUAAAGCACAAUUAUAGGGCAUUUAUUUUUUACAACUGUUCAUUUCUGUCAAUGAAAUUAUUAGAGCGCUUUACUAUGCGAACGAGACUAGAAAAAAAGUCAAAUGUCUUUAGAAUUAGCAAUGCAAGAAAGGAAAACCGAAACAGUAAAACAAAUAUACCUACUUAUCUAGUAAAGAAAGAUUUCAACCAAACCUCACUUGUUAACUAGGAACUAACUGUAAAACUCUAAACUAGCUAACACAAAACUGAACUAUAAAAGAGACACCUCUGUUUCCCGAUAUACAUAUAUAUAUAUAUAUAUAUAUAUAUAUAUAUAUAUAUAUAUAUAUACAAUUAAAUAUAUAUAUGGCUCUAGAUAAUUUCCACGCAUGUGUACAAAAAACCAAAUAAAGACAAAAGCAAAGUGCAAAAAAAGAAACAUAAUAUUACUCUAAAUAUUACUAUUAAAUAUAUACUGCCUGCACAGCUCUCUCCUCAACCCAGCAAGAAUAAAAAUUACCAUUAAAUAUAAUAAAUCAAGCCUAAUUCAAAGCCAUUUAGAAAACAGCAAAAUAAGAAAAGAUAACUUAUAAUGAGCACAAAUACACUCACUCACACACACAGAAAAAUUACUUCUAAGGCACGAGAUGCUUCUAAAUUUUAUAAAGAUAAAAAAAAAAUUGAAAUGAAAUCACAUAAGUUUACUACAGCAUUAAAUUUAAAUAGGUGUAAUGGAAUGCAGUUUAGGGCAAAGCAGCAGCUGGUUUAAGUUAAAUCAAGAGAAACUAAAUAAAAAUAUAUAUUAAAAACAAAAGAAACGAAAGAAAAACAGAAAUAUUGAAUGUAUAGUGUUGCGCCUCCUAGUACUUUAAAUAUAUAAUUGAUCAAGAAUAUAUUUAUAUAUAUAUAUCUGAUAUAAGUAUAUAUGUAAAUGGAUAUUUAUGAUUAUAAUGCAAAGCAAAUGCCGAUAUCUAUAUAAUACUUCUUUUUGUCUCUACAUGUUUACUUUUGGAUGGAAAUGUAACAAUUACAGCAAAUAGCAAAGAUGAAAUGAACUCAAACUGUAUGGAAUAAAAAUGUUAAUGUACACAAUUUUUCUAAUUAAGACAAAUAAAGAAGGAAAUUAAAUGCA